AUGGCUUCCAACAUAGAUCUGGUACAGGUCGUCUUCCCCACUGCAGUAGUUCAUAACGUCUGGAACUGGAUAGAUACUACCGAGCAGAGGUCAAAGGUCGCUGUCUUCCUUGUUGACUUCUUGGAUCUGCACGACUCCGUCAUCUCUGAGCGAUGUGACCAUCUAUUUACCUGUUCGUUCAAUAAUAAGCGCCCCCAAAAGCUCGGCCACAGAGCCGCAUACGCCGGUGCAGGUGUCUGCGAAGUAUCUUCUCUUUUGCCCAGCACGUGGACCAGCAAAAGUCUAUUGAUAGGCGUGCUUUGGUCGGCAGGCGAGUUGGCUGACACAACCAAGAUCUGCACUGAGAUGGCAGAGGUAGUGUUUGCCAAAGGAUCUGAGAGGCGCAAAUUUCUUAUCCAGAUACCUGUAUAUAGCGAACCACUAUCCUUUCUUACGAUGUUUACCAUAGUCAUUGUUCUCUUUCUUUUCUGUAUUGCAUUAGGGUUUACAAUCUUGGCCUGUUUCCUCAUCCAAAGAAGUUACACACAGAAAUUUAUCGUUCUCACAUCACUGAAUCGCGCUGCAACCAAUUAUGCUUACUUUGAUUACAUUACCAAGCAGAUAAUCGCUAAGUGUAAAGACAUGCAUUCAGUAACCGAGCAGCUUAGGCCAUUGGGCCCAAAGCACAAGGAGUUACCGGAUUAUGCAUCCACUAAGGAACCGAAAAGAUCAGCAUCCAGGAAGAUUGGUAUACUUGAGGCUGACCCAUACGCUGGAAAGGGCAAAGAACGCAAGCAGGACAACGCUGGCACAGCUCUUACAUUGUUGUCUUCACUUCCUCAUAUGCCCAACGACGCAGCCGAUAACUCAGCGCAACACAGAAGAAAGACACGUCAGCUACGGCAUCGGCACAACUUAGGUCCACGAUUGGCCCCUACUAGACAACUCAGUAGUUUAUCCCUUGAAAAGCUGAGAGAACGAGCACUUCCACAUUCUAACAAUUACGCCGUUGAUAACAUGACUUCCGAAGACCAACGUAAGGUCUGCUCAUUCCUUCCGAAGCAACCUAAUAUCAUCCAAACUCUUGACGACAAUCUUCGCUACUUAUCAAGCUAUCCCAUUGAGCACAUCUCCAAUCUUGACACGAAUUAUUCAUAUGAAGUUCAUAAAUAUAACAAUGCAAAUGUGCUUUUUUCACAAAUCGUUAUGCCAAUCUGGGCCAGCGCCCUAAUAUUUUCCAAAACAAUGAAGCUACAGGCCAUGUCGGACAAUAGAAAGGCCGAUGUUGCAGCUAUCAAAGGGGUCUUCAUUUUAGUCGUAGAUAAAAUCUACGAUAAUAGGUACGUGCUUCCUAGAGAGCUUGUGGGCAUCUGUGCCUUCAAUAAAAAUAGUAAGUUUCACUUCUGCAUGAUCACUGAUUUGAAUAAUUAUAUGCCUUUGCCGGACUUCCUCCAAGGUGUAAGAGCUAGCGUCAGCAGGCAUGGACUUACCUCUGAAAGCUUCUGUUACAAUAUUAAUCUAAUCCACGAGCUCCUUAGGCUAUGCAGACAACGAAUGCGAGACAGGAAAGAACCAACUAACAUAUCGAAAGACGAUCAGGCCCACCAAGAUUCAAGCACCGACUUGGAGCCGGACUUGUUGAACACAUCUGGCACUAAGCACUUUGUAUCACCGGCUUCAUCUUUUGUUACGGCACAUCCGUCUAAGAGUCCAUCCACUGUCUCUACUAAAGAAUCAUCUAUUUCUGUCCCUUCCCUCAAAGAACUUAAGAGGAUGAACUCUCAAGAGCUGAUAGAUCUCCUCAGACCAGAUGUUUUUACCAUCUUGAAUAGGCCUGCCACGAGAUUCAUUACGAUAAUCCAUGCACUGAAUGCUCAGCAUAUUCGUCGGUCAUCGGGUGCAGCCUUUCUGCAGCUAAGGUCUGGCCAAUCCCUGGAAGCCGCGGGAAAGUGUCAGCAACGGCAGACGGAUAGCGCUGUAGACGAUAAACCUGAUAGAACUAGCUCUUUUUCGGGCUCCCGACGAAACAAGACUCUACUUUAUAAACUUCCGCCUUCCCAUCUUCAGAGCAAGCUGCGAAACUCUAAAAACAUAUCAGAGACAUCUGAAGUAACAGAGUCGUCAAAUGAUGAUAGAUACAGUGACAACUUACCGUUAACUCCUUUGUUUGACGGGUUGCAAGGCACAAGAGACAGCACUGACAGUUCAGACCCUGAUAAUUGUGACAUAGUUGCGUGCUUGUGCCACAAGCUAGAGCAAACAGCAGACGUCAAAUCUGGCGACACUCAGCUUCGGGCAGUGCCGUUGGACACUGUAGCGACGCAGAGCGUUUCGCAAUGUAUUUCACAGAGCAUUUCGCGGUCAUCCUAUACUAUGCUCCCACCACUUCCAUUGAAGUAUAGCACUAGCCCUACACCUAGCUCUACAUUCACGCCAUGCACAGAUACCCAAGUCUAUAUGGAAGCCCACAGCAGCUUUAUGUUCGGUAGCUGCUUAGUUGAGGACUGUGCUCUGCAAGAAAUUUAUGACGCUUUGGCAUACUUGGGAUCAUCUGCCAGGGAGCGUAUGGCUCGACUUUUAAUAAAAGAGAUUGCUACACGCAGGCACAGCCUUAAGGACAUACAAUAUUUUGACAAGGAUUGCAUACUAAUUAGCAUGGAUCGUGUAUUAACUGAUUCUGAGAUGGAAGUCGAGAUUGACAUUAAGCUGGAGCCAUUCUCUAUGUUGCUGCGAAACAUCAAUAUGAUACCCCGACCAGUUACCGCGAAGACAGACUGUGGGAAUACGUCAAGUGUCGACAUGUAUGUGCGGAUUCUGCUUAUCUAUUUAGAGCUUAUCACUCUCCUGGAUUGUACGCAGAGCGAUUUGGAGGAACUUUCUAUCUUCUUACCUGAGCUCAGAGGCGACGCAGACUACGGGACUGCAAUUCAGCGUCUGCUGCUAUUGAUCAAGGACUUCUCCACAAUAGUAUCGGGGGAAAGAAACGACACAAGCGGCGGAGCUAGCGGAGCCGGUGCUAGUUUAACGAAAGCAGACUUGUGGAGAGGAUAUUUACUCCCUAUAUUCACAUGA
Messenger RNA from Giardia duodenalis, 3051 nucleotides. RefSeq lists its product as uncharacterized. The record is from RefSeq and is a predicted model, not a curated record. Lineage: Eukaryota; Fornicata; Diplomonadida; Hexamitidae. The transcript has a single exon. The coding region runs from base 1 to 3051 and encodes 1016 amino acids.